AUAGCAGGAGCAGCAACAGAAGGCGUCGGAGCGGGCGUCGGAGCUGCCCGGUAGGGGAGAGAGAGAGUGGAAAGAGAAAGAGGGCGAGAAGGAGAGGGAGCCAGAGGCGAAAAAGUAACUGUCAAAUGCGCGGCUCCUUUAACCGGAGCGCUCAGUCCGGCUCCGAGAGUCAUGGCGACCGCAGCGUCUAACCACUACAGCCUGCUCACCUCCAGCGCCUCCAUCGUGCACGCCGAGCCGCCCGGCGGCAUGCAGCAAGGCGCCGGGGGCUACCGCGAGGCGCAGAGCCUGGUGCAGGGCGACUACGGCGCGCUGCAGAGCAACGGGCACCCACUCAGCCACGCUCACCAGUGGAUCACCGCGCUGUCCCACGGCGGUGGCGGCGGCGGCGGGGGCGGCGGCGGCGGGGGCGGGGGCGGCGGCGGGGGCGGCAGCGACGGCUCCCCUUGGUCCACCAGCCCCCUGGGCCAGCCGGACAUCAAGCCCUCAGUGGUGGUGCAGCAGGGCGGCCGCGGCGACGAGCUGCACGGGCCAGGCGCCCUGCAGCAGCAGCACCAGCAGCAGCAACAGCAGCAGCAACAGCAACAGCAGCAACAGCAGCAGCAGCAGCAGCAGCAACGGCCGCCGCAUCUGGUGCACCACGCUGCCAACCACCACCCCGGGCCCGGGGCAUGGAGGAGCGCGGCGGCUGCAGCGCACCUCCCACCCUCCAUGGGAGCGUCCAACGGUGGCUUGCUCUACUCACAGCCCAGCUUCACCGUGAACGGCAUGCUGGGCGCCGGCGGGCAGCCGACAGGGCUGCACCACCACGGCCUGCGGGACGCGCACGACGAGCCACAUCAUACCGACCACCACCCGCACCCUCACUCUCACCCACACCAGCAGCCACCGCCGCCGCCGCCCCCACAGGGCCCGCCAGGCCACCCAGGCGCGCACCACGACCCGCACUCGGACGAGGACACGCCGACCUCGGACGACCUGGAGCAGUUCGCCAAGCAGUUCAAACAGAGGCGGAUCAAACUGGGAUUUACCCAAGCAGACGUGGGGCUGGCGCUGGGCACCCUGUACGGCAACGUGUUCUCGCAGACCACCAUCUGCAGGUUUGAGGCCCUGCAGCUGAGCUUCAAGAACAUGUGCAAGCUGAAGCCUUUGUUGAACAAGUGGUUGGAAGAGGCAGACUCAUCCUCGGGCAGCCCCACAAGCAUAGACAAGAUCGCAGCGCAGGGGCGCAAGCGGAAAAAGCGGACCUCCAUCGAGGUGAGCGUCAAGGGGGCUCUGGAGAGCCAUUUCCUCAAAUGCCCCAAGCCCUCGGCCCAGGAGAUCACCUCCCUCGCGGACAGCUUACAGCUGGAGAAGGAGGUGGUGAGAGUUUGGUUUUGUAACAGGAGACAGAAAGAGAAAAGGAUGACCCCUCCCGGAGGGACUCUGCCGGGCGCCGAGGAUGUGUACGGGGGGAGUAGGGACACGCCACCACACCACGGGGUGCAGACGCCCGUCCAGUGAACUCGAGCUGGGGGGGAGGGGCAGAGCGCGGGGCUCCCCCUCCCCUUCGGCCCAAGGUCCUUUCCGGACCCCUGUUCCCUCUCUAACUUUUGAUUGUUCUUUUUAUUUUUAAUUAUUAUUUCCCCGUCCCUUAAAAAGAAAAAAAAAUAAGGAAAAAGGAAAGCAACUAAGACACUGGACUAUCCUAUAAAAGAUAGCAGGUGUAAUGAUGUGUUUUGACCUUUACAGGCGAGUACCCAGGCAAUGAAGUAGAGUGUCUCCUAGAGAGAGUGAGAAGAGUGUGUGUUUGUGUGCGUGAAAGAGAGAAAGAGAGGUGGCAAGCACUGAGAUAAAUACCUGGCAAAACUAAAUAAAUUACCAAAAAGAAAAAGAAACCCACCAAACCAUGAUAAACACAAAACUGCAGCUCCCUCAUGCUUGAUGCUUGGAGUUGGGACAUGCUGCUGUGUUUAUUUAAUGUGGAUUCCCAUCAGGAAAGAGGAAAAAAAUCACACAUUCUUUGAUAUAGGCAAAAUUUAACCACAUAAAUUUGCACUGCAAGAAAAUUGAAGUUUACAUGAACAAAUUCAUAAACAUAUUUUUUCUUUUAAUCCCCAUGGUUAAUUUUGGAAUUGCCGUUUUGGUUUGGUUUUGCUUUGCUUUGCUUACUCAGUAGAGAGAAUUGAAGCCAGUUCUUGGCCGCUCUCCAUUUCUAGUUCUUGUAUUGCCCCUUCUUACUGUUUGUGAAGUUUGAUUACCUUCAUAUUCCCUUUGAAUUGAUGUAACAUUUAUUUGUUCUUUUUACCAAAGCAAAAUGAUUGAAUUCAUACAAAAGAAAAAAAAAACCUAAUUGCUUGCUUUGGGGAAAUGUGUAUGGUCUACACACUUUAUCCAAGGCAAGACUCUAGUUUAGAAUAUAAAAAUAAGAGUCAAGCAUUGGUUUUCUUACCACCCACAAAGUAAACUUCAUUUUCAGGCAGUGUUUCUGGGGGAGGUUAUACAGGGGAGAAAAAGAAAAAUCAAUAGUGAGUGACUGAUUGCUUCAUUUUAUCAGGCGGGCCCAUUGUGAAAGAGCUCAAAGGAAACGUGGAGGUUAAAUAUAUUUCCAGAGUUGUCCAACAGAAAGAAAGUGGCACUUUGAAGAGAGCUAAGUGAAUAUAUAUCUUCAGCUACCCCCAUAUAGUUCUCUGCUUUUAGUUUUAAUAACUUAAUUAUGAGAAAUUAUUUGUGCUGACUGCAGCAACUAAACUUUGUUCCUCAAAUUGUCUUUUUUUUUAAGCAUAAAUAACAUAACCCAGGAACUCAAUGCUGUAUGCACAUACCGUGUUUCUUAGCACACAAAUACCCAUAUGCAUACAUAGACCAUAGACUGGAUUUGUCCUCACUAGUUCAUUUGUUUAUCAGUCAUAUUUAGGGGUCCCAGAUCUUCUUUCCCUCUAACUUAUCACAGAAAAUACCAAUUUCACUUGGACUGCUCCUCCCUUCAAUAAGGAAGCUAAAUGAAGUGAAAAUAAAAUGCCAUUUUCAAUCCUUCCUCUCUCCCCUUUGUUAAUAGUUUUAAGUGCAUUUUUUUUUUUUUACCUUAUCUUGAUGGAAAACAGUUAACUCCCAACACAAAAAAACUCUACUGGAAAGUGUAGGUGAAAACAAACAAACAAACUUGUAACUGUAUUGAAAAUAAAUACCAUUAAACUGUGAUCAGUUAAAAUUUUAAAAAUAAUAAUCAGCACAAAAGGGCGCUAAAAGGGAAGACACUUUUUAUUAACCUUAAAAGUUUGGGGCUUUUUUUCCUGGCUAGGAGUAGAUAAAUGUUUAUUUUAAAAGUUGAAUUUUCACUACAUAAAAUUAUGGUUCAGCAUCAGAUUAGUAUUGCACUCAGUAGUUAAGGUUUUAGAAAAUAUGCUUUAUACAGUAUUGUCUUUCCAAACACCUGUGAUUGUUUCAUUUUCAAUGUUUUUGCAAGAUAAAUGGUGACUUAUAAUGGGCAUAUUCAUUUGCCUGUAUUUCAUUUCCCCCAAUGAAUGUCACAAGUAGAUGGGCACCGGAGCUGCUUCGGGUACAUCACUCUGCUUGUUCCUGAGGUGUGGGGACUGGCCUUCAGUGAAGCAAUCCAGAGCAGGGCAGAGAGCUAAUGGUAAAGGGAGGAAAUGAAUUUUCAGAUACUUAUUACCAAGUAGGUAAGGUCAGAAGCUGGAGUUCAGGGGAUGUUUCUACAGUUCCUCUAGCUCUCAUAGGUUUACUAAGAUGAAAGUUACCACUGAACCUUACCACAAUGUAUAUAUGUUUAAUAUCUGUCUUUUGAAAUGCAGAAAUAGUUUAAAUGUUUCUUUGUCUAUUUUUCUUUUUUUUUUAAUGCUACCCAGGGAAAUAUUUUCAUAUCAUUUUUAAGUGGCCUGCCUCAAUGUAUAUUUAUUUCUUUUGAAGCAAAAAGGUUCUGGAAACUGUUUUUCUGUAGCUUUAAAUGAGUAGGUGAGCAAAAUCUAUAUGGGAUGUAAUUUUUUUGUUCAGUCUCUUUAAAAAUACUUUGUUUUGGUACAUUUGGUUGUGCUUGUGGGGAAAAUAAAAGCGCAGAGAUCCUUAUAUAUUUAUGUUAAAGUAAUAUUUUAUUAUUACAUAAAACAGAAAUGCACAAUACCUUCAUAGUUUGUUCUAAUUAUUGAAAUAUCUUUAUUUUAUUUUUAAAGAUAGUGCCAAGUUUUAAGGGAAAAAAAAAAAAAACCUUUAGACCUUAUACUGACUGAGUUGAGUUGUGUGUAAAACACCUCCCUUCCUUUAUACUUCAUGAAGUUUUGGAAUAAAUUUUAUGCAUAUACUGCCAGGUUUCAUGUUUAUAACUUUCAGAAGCUUUUUUUUUUUUUUUAAAAUGAAGACUACUGUUCUGAUUUACUUUUCUUUGCAGAACUAUCAUCAGUUCCAAACCUUUCAGUCACUGUGCCUGUAGCAUUAAAUUGAAAUGGUCACUGGAUUUGAGCUUCAAUUUGUUUGCCAUUUCAUGGUCUGACAAAGAGAUGUUUGCCCUGUAAAUAUAUGCAGAUAUUACUGCAUUUUCUUUCCAGGUUAGGUAUACCUUAUCCAAUUGGGCUGUUGAGGGAACAUCAACUGAACUACAUAAUUCAGGAUCUGCAGAAAAGCAGGGCUUAGUUAGAAGAUUAUUCCUCUUAAUAACUAACAAAUAUCUUUCAACAAAGAAUAACUCGGACAAUAUGCUAUGUGCGUGUUUACCAAAUGAUUAGAAGUAGAUUCUAUAUAUUAUUAAUGUUAGGUUUACAGGAAAAGAUAGAUUUUGCAGUGGUCUAUACUUUAGUGUCUGUUUCUUAUCAAACAAACGGGCUCUAAAAUAAGAAGCAGGGGGCAUGUAUGGGAGAAAUUAAGCCAUAAUGCUAACAGAUUCUUUCAUUCUUAGAACACUAUCGUUUUUUUAAAAAAAUCAGUUUUAAGCUUAGUGAGAAUUCCAAGCAGACUUGAGUUAGUUUACAAGUUUGUUGAUGUAUUUAAACUCCUCCUUGGAACAUUGGUUUAAGUAUAAAUGUUCAUUUAGAAAGGUAGUUUCUGGGCUUAUUACAUCUGAUCAUCUUUUCUAACUCCUAGUCAAUAUUACAUGGGUCCCAAACAGAUUCAGCCAAAUGAUCUUAUCAAUAGUCUGAACAAGAAGUGACAGAAAGAAGAAGUGUUUUGUGACCGCAGACAUGCUGAUGGGUAAAAUGUUUAAGUUGGAUAUAGAUUUGAGUUCUGGGUCAAUAUCCCUUCACUGUAGGCAGAAAACAAGCAGCAUCUGCCCUCUGCAGGGCAUUUCAGUGGACCUUGAGAAGGAAUUUUUGCUCUUAACCACAGGGGCUACUCCUGGAAAACAUCACAUGUUAAGCGGACACAUCAUGGUCUUGACCCAGGCUUGCCAUUCAGAUCCUAAAGCUACUAGGGUAGUUUCCAUGCCAGUUAGGGAAGGUAUUACACCUAUGGUGAAAAACUAUCAUGGCCACUGGGAGAAAUCUGUAGGGCAUUCAUUCCUAGGAUGUGGGCUUAGCCACAACGACGUACCCUUUCUUUCUCCUAAAGACAAUAAUGCAGAAUAUAGCCAUCCUGAUAGAACUCUUAUGUUUCUUUAAAAUAUGUCACUUUUUAGAUUUAUAAUAUAAGAUAGGGGGAAAUGAUCAUGUGGGAAAGAGUUAUGUGAAGGUCAGAUGGAGGGAAUGGCCACAAAUAAUAUUAUGCUUGGCAUUUCUAAACAUUCUCGGUUCCCACGAAGUAACCUCCUUUAUAUUUCAGAUGGCAGCAACAAAAGCACUCUUCUCCUUUCCCUCCUGCUCCUACCAAGGGAGGUCACACACUGGUUGGCAAAAUUUUCUGGUAAAAUAAUUUUGAUAAAAGCACUCAUCUUUCUACUUAUUUCUUCAAAAGCAACUAAUAAAGAGAUGCAAAAGCAACAACAAGGGGAUGACAUUUGGGUGCCUUGGUACCCACAUGUGUAUGUCUAUUUGUUGCAUUCACUUACUUGCCUUUUAUUUUUCUUAGUAUGGCAGCAUCUUGGAUAGUGCUGGGGAGUGGGAUGAAAUUACCCUUUUAUCACUCCUUUCUGUGACAUGUCUUUGUGAUUUUUUCAACCAAUUCAUAGAACUCUGUUCUAGAUUCUAUUGAAUUCCUACAGAAGUUAAAGAAUGAGGUAACGAAUGGAGCUUGUACAGAAAGAGAAAGGAUGGUGAAGUGAGGGUUUCUUUGGGUCUGCUUGUAUAUUUUAGUGGAUAAGGCAAAGGGACAGUGUUUAUCUAAAAUGAAAGAGAAAGAAGCAUAUUGAAGUACUAUGAAUCUUAACGAUAUGAUGAAAUGGGAUGUACAGCUAAAUUUUAUAUAAAUAUUUUCCCUAUUCAGGAAAGUUUACUUUUUCAAUGAUGCAUAGCCUCUUAACAGGGGACAGAUGGUAGCAGCAGAGAACCAGGGCUUCUGAUACCUAUUCCCACUACUUGAUUCGGGAUGGAAAACAAUGUAAAAGUGGCAGGGACCUGCCAUCCAGUUAGCAAAUCAAAGAAUCAACUGGCCCAUAUUUGCAGAACUUGGGCUAGUGUUAUUUUAAUGCCCCCUUACCCAGAGAGGAGUAUGGGAUUGCCAGAAAAUGGCUUUUUAGUUUUCUUUAAGGCUUUGCUUGGUUAUGGAGUAAAGAAACAGAAUAUUUUCACAUUGUUCUGGUGUUUGGUGGGAAGCUAGGAAAUUUGUUUCCUCCUCUUUUAUAAAAAAUAAAGAAAAGAAAAGUUAAUUAACUUUAUCAUGUAAUACCUUUCCUUUACCUUAAUAACACCUCUGCAAUAACGCCUCCGCUUGGCUUAGCUCUUAGAGGUUUUAGAAACAGUAUCAUACAUGUCCCAUCAAAACAAUCCUGGUCUCUUAUUGUUCCUAGAAUUCUGAUUGUUGGUAACAUUAAGAUGUAUUUCCCUUUUUAAAAAAAAAUGUCUGAAAUGUUAUUUAAUACACCAGUAAAAGUGCAUCUAUAUCUUAAAGUUUAUUCCUUCCAUGUCUUUUUGAGUUUUUAUAGCUCUUUGUCUGGAAUUGGGGAGGGGGGGCGACUUCCAUAUGCGGCUUGUGCACGAAGAGCUUGGGCUCUGAAAGGGUCUGUAGUUGGCGGCAAACAGCCCUCUGCUCUUAGAAUGGGGAGUUGUCAUCCAGGAGAGAGAGAGAGAGAGAGAGAGAGAG
This is a messenger RNA of Marmota monax (woodchuck), 7161 nucleotides long. It is a transcript of the gene Pou3f2, whose product is annotated as POU class 3 homeobox 2. Lineage: Eukaryota; Metazoa; Chordata; Mammalia; Rodentia; Sciuridae. The transcript has a single exon. The record is from RefSeq and is a predicted model, not a curated record. Gene Ontology annotation, molecular function: RNA polymerase II cis-regulatory region sequence-specific DNA binding; DNA-binding transcription factor activity, RNA polymerase II-specific. The coding region runs from base 172 to 1503 and encodes 443 amino acids. Gene Ontology annotation, cellular component: nucleus. Gene Ontology annotation, biological process: brain development; regulation of transcription by RNA polymerase II.